Molecule: messenger RNA, 884 nt
Organism: Phragmites australis (common reed)
Lineage: Eukaryota; Viridiplantae; Streptophyta; Magnoliopsida; Poales; Poaceae
Product: succinate dehydrogenase assembly factor 1, mitochondrial
Exons: 3
Coding region: 294-560 (88 amino acids)
Biological process (GO): mitochondrial respiratory chain complex II assembly
Cellular component (GO): mitochondrion
Source: RefSeq, a predicted model, not a curated record
GCUGCAAGGGCCUGGCAUACAGGCAUACAACCCGCCCAUUACCCAUCAGGGAGCAGCCCAGGUCCAACAGUGGCUCCAAAGUCCAAAGUCCCAACCUACUCCGAACGCUGCCGACCAUCCCCUUCCUCCGCCGGAUCCUCCUCCGCCGCUCCUCCAUCCACCGCUGCCGCCGCAGCGCCGCUCCUCUGUCGGUAUAGCGCCAGUUGAGUGGAAAUCCAUUCGGAAAUGGAUUGAGUUCUUCCUUUUGUUGUUGCAUUUGUAUUAGGCUCUGGUGAUUGUUUCACAAGGAUGAGAUGGCCUCUCGUCGAAGGUUAUCUGGUAUCCAGAGGCAGGUCUUGGCGCUGUACAGGGGGUUCCUUCGGACAGCACGGCUAAGGGCCCCAGAAGAGGGCCGCAGGAUUGAGUCUGUCGUCUCAGCAGAAUUCCGUGAGAAUGCGAGGAAUGUUGAUCAUAAGAACUUUGUAUACAUCGAGUACUUGCUAAGGAGAGGGAAGAGACAGCUUGACCAGCUCAAGAAUCCUGAUAUUACUGGACUUUCAACCCUUGAAGUAAAUAAAUAAGGCCUCUUCAUUGCAAUAGCAAAGUGUCCAUCAUGAUAUUGGUGUUUCUAAUGGGAAAAUUCGGAAUCUAGCGGGACUGCUGUUGACGAUGUCCAAAGAACAUAAAUAUGACCAUACAUCAGUGUCUCUUUCUGCAGUAACUUUCUGGAGUUCUCUUAAUUUGCCUAUGUCAUUCUCAAAAUUAAUCUUGUAGCACAUGUUUGGUGACUCUUAAUAAUAGUAUGAUUUUAUUGUACUUCAGUGUGAGCAGGCAUUGCACUAGAAUUCUUGUGAAUGUAAUGAAACAUUUUUUGUGAAUGAUCUCAGACAUGUGAUUUAACUCAA